UUGAGUGUGAUGAGACCGGCAGUCAUCCCAUUUUUCUCGGAUGAGUUGUUUCGGUGGUGCUGCUGGGAUGAGUCAGGGGUUUCGGAUGGGUGGGAACGGAAGAUCAAGUACAAUGUGAAAGAGUACGAGCAAUUGGUGGGGCGCGUUGAAGAGAUAGUGGAGAGGCUACAGGUUAGAGCGGUAGAUGUCGAGAAGGUUGCUUGGGUGUUGGGUAGGGCGGGGGCUGAUAUGGACAUUGGCGGGAAGGAGGAGGAGGCGGAGCAAGCUAAAUCUAAAGAUGAUGGAGGUUUCAAAGAUAAGAAGCUUGUUAAUGAGAAGCCUGACAAGGAGACGGCGAAGAAACAGUCGGAGGAUGCCAAGGAAAUCGUAUUUGAACAGGCGUCAACGAAACGCACGAAACGCAAGGCAAGAGCGUCCAUCUCACCGGUGGAGGGUGUAAGGAAGAGUACUCGUUUGAAGAAGUAGUAGAGGGGGAGAGUUGAUUAAAGCA
Cucurbitaria berberidis CBS 394.84 is the source of this 490-nucleotide messenger RNA. RefSeq lists its product as uncharacterized. The transcript has a single exon. Lineage: Eukaryota; Fungi; Ascomycota; Dothideomycetes; Pleosporales; Cucurbitariaceae. The coding region runs from base 10 to 465 and encodes 151 amino acids. The record is from RefSeq and is a predicted model, not a curated record.